AUGUUGGCACCAGAGAGAGACGAAGAUGACGCCUUCGUCUACCCUUCGGGUCUCAAAUUCGCAUUAUUGAUGACAUCCAUCUAUAUAACCAUGUUUCUGGUGGCUUUGGAUAAACUCAUCAUAGCAACCGCUACUCCCGCGAUCACAAACGAUUUUCACGCGUCGAACGACGUUGGUUGGUAUGGCACGGCUUAUCUGCUCACCAACUGCGCUUUUCUAUUGAUAUUUGGGAAGUUAUAUACCUUCCUAAACGUCAAGGUAACUUUCCUCACGGCUCUUGUAUUAUUCGAGGCUGGCUCAGCCAUCUGCGGCGCGGCACCUAACUCGAUCGCAUUCAUCAUUGGCAGAGCCAUUGCAGGCCUGGGAGCCGGAGGACUCCAGUCUGGAGUUCUCGUCAUAGUUGUCUAUGCUGUUCCGUUACAGAAGCGACCUCAAUAUCAAGGGUUGAUAGGUGCAUGCUUUGGAAUAGCAUCAGUCAUCGGCCCACUGGUUGGUGGUGUUUUCACCACGAAAGUCACAUGGAGAUGGUGCUUCUAUAUCAACCUUCCCCUAGGAGGCGCAGUUCUCGUAUUCGUACUCUUCCUGCUGAAUAUCCCAAGCAAUUCCAAUACCACGAACUCUUGGAAACACAAGGUGCAGCAGACCAGCUUCGAGGGCAUGCUUGCACUUGUUACGGGUAUCGUCUGUCUGUGCCUGGCGCUGCAAUGGGGCGGUUUCACCUAUAGCUGGAAUGAUGGCCGCGUAGUCGCCUUGCUUGUGCUCGCUUUUAUGCUUUUAAUCAUCUUCGUCCUGAUUCAGGUCUGGAAAGCGGAGAAAGCCACGGUCCCUCCCCACAUAUUUGUUCAGCGCAGCAUUGCCUGUGGUUUCUGGGUGAGCUGUUGCGUUGGUGCACAUCAGACGCUAAUAACCUAUUAUCUUCCCAUUUGGUUCCAAGCUAUAAAGAGCGACUCGGCUGUUGAGAGUGGCGUUCAUAUCCUGCCCUUCAUUCUGUCCCUUGUUGUUGCGACCAUUCUCACUGGUAUUCUAACAAGCUGGAUUGGCUACUACUCGCCAUUUUUGAUUAUCGGCAUCAUCUUGGCGGCUAUUGGCGCAGGGUUACUCAACACCCUUGGCAUCGAAACAUCGGUAGGCCAAUGGGUCGGUUAUCAGGUCUUGUACGGAUUCGGAUUGGGAGCUUGUUUCCAAGCACCUAAUAUGGCUGCUCAAACGGUGUUGCCUCGCAAUGAGGUUUCUGUCGGCGCUUCACUCAUGCUUUUCGCCCAGACGCUCUUCGGCGCCAUAUUCGUUUCGGUCGGUCAAAACGUGCUUGAUGAUCAACUCGCUAGACGUCUUGCCGGCAUUUCAGAUAUAACGACGCAGCAAAUCAAAAAGGCUGGUGUCACCGGUCUCCUCGAGAUAAUCCCACCGCAGUAUCAUGACGCAGUCUUGGAGGCAUACAAUGGCUCAUUGCAUGUAUGUUUUCAAGUCGCGCUCGCUAUGGCCUGUAUUGCCAUCCUAGGCGGCCUGCGUAUGGAAUGGCGUAGUGUCAAGAAGCAGCAGAAACAGAAUGACGAGACUGCUAUCGAAGAGGGGAAGAUGCGUGAGCGUCGAGUCGCCCGCGACCCAGGCAAGCGGAAUCCCAGUGCGUGCAAGCCUUUAGCGAACUUUUGA
Molecule: messenger RNA, 1650 nt
Organism: Talaromyces amestolkiae
Lineage: Eukaryota; Fungi; Ascomycota; Eurotiomycetes; Eurotiales; Trichocomaceae
Exons: 7
Coding region: 1-1650 (549 amino acids)
Biological process (GO): transmembrane transport
Molecular function (GO): transmembrane transporter activity
Source: RefSeq, a predicted model, not a curated record